UUAAGUUCUGUUCCUCUUUGGACCAAUACAACGGUUUGUAGUAUCCGGGAAAGUAUACCGAUUACGUCAGCCGUUCGAUCAAGCUUUAAAGAAGCAAGAUCCAGAAAGGGGAGAGAGAAUGUAAUAUUAUAAGCAUACGGCCAUGGUGCACGGCAGUUGAGAACGAAAUAUUGCAGAUCAAAGCUAUCGAGGGUUUCCGUAAGGUUUUGAAUCGUGUUGUUGCUGUCUGGAAAACACAGGUGUGACUGAGUGGCGUAAUAUCUUGCUUUUCUGUAGCGACUCGAGGCUAUGGCAGAACAUUUAGCAUCAAUAUUUGGUACUGAGAAAGAUAGGGUCAAUUGCCCUUUCUAUUUUAAAAUCGGAGCCUGCAGGCAUGGGGAUCGAUGUUCACGUUUGCACACAAGGCCUAGCAUUAGCCCAACUCUUCUUUUAUCUAACAUGUAUCAGAGACCAGAUAUGGUGACCCCAGGCAUGGAUCCACAGGGUCAUGCAAUGGAUCCUCGAAAGAUUCAGGAACAUUUUGAGGAUUUCUAUGAAGAUUUAUUUGAGGAGCUCAGCAAGCAUGGCGAGAUUGAAAGCCUUAAUGUUUGUGACAACUUAGCAGAUCACAUGGUUGGUAAUGUAUAUGUGCAAUUCAGGGAAGAGGAACAUGCUGCUGCAGCUCUGAGAGCUUUGACUGGCAGAUUUUAUGCAGGACGGCCAAUCAUAGUUGAUUUCUCUCCUGUCACCGACUUUCGCGAAGCUACUUGCAGGCAAUAUGAAGAGAAUACAUGCAACCGUGGUGGAUAUUGUAACUUCAUGCACCUUAAGAAGAUCAGCAGAGAGUUGCGGAGACAACUUUUUGGAAGGUACAGACGAUACUACAGCCACAGUAGAAGUCGGAGUAUAAGUAACAGCCCUACAAGGUCCAUGGAGCGACAUUGUGGCUAUAAUGAUCGCCCUCAUGGUGGUCGAGGUCAUGGUAGGAGGGAUGAUGACAGAGAUUAUCAUGAUGAUCGCCAUGGUCGAAGGCCACGGAGCAGAAGUCCAGGCCAUCGACGAGGCCGGAGCAGGAGUCGCAGCCCCAAGAGGAACAGAAGUCCAAUCCGAGGAGGAAGUGCUGAGAGGAGAGCCAAGAUUGAACAGUGGAACAGAGAAAGAGAACAAGCUGCAGCAGCUGCGAAUGCUUAUGUGUCAUCACGGAAUGGAGAUGGAUACUCAUACCAGUCUGGUUAUGGUUACUAGCUACAGCAGCCAUCCAUUUGGUUUGCCCCAUAUCUCAUCUGAAAUCUCUAUUGUGCCUUGUCCGGUGCAAAGGUUGCCUUUCUCCAGUAGUUAUGUAAGAAUAGCUUACAAGUCACUUUACACUGUGCAGGUGGUGUGCAGGUUCACGAUUAUGUUCUUCCAAUCAAAAAAACUUCUUUCCAUUUUUUUGUGUGAGAUGAUAUGAUUGCAGGAUAUCUUUGUGUGUCUUAUGCUUUUUUCUUGUUCAGUUAGGGCCACUUUUUAAGCUUUUUUUAAUUGUUCACAUGUACACCACUGUGAGUUUUAUUUCGUUUUAUUUCUUUCAAGAUUCCUAGAAUAAGGGUGGGCUGUGUCUUUUUCCAUAGUGCUUUCUCAUUUAGAGUUGCUUGUUCAUAAGAAAUGUGAUCUCACAGUCUUGCAUGAGGUUUUGCAGGUUCAGGAUCCCUGCUUCUCAGGAUGGAGUUAAAGUUUAUGCAGCUCACAUAAAAUUUGUGUACAGGUGCAUUUGCUGCUGGUGUAAUGUGCAUGAAUUGUUGGAAGGCGUACUCCAAAAAAUUCUGGAGCUAUGUUUUGGGAUGAGGAAACAUGGAGCCUACAAUGCUCUUGACAUUGCGGGUUUUGCUGAAGGUCUUCUCUCUUUUGUAGAGUCAUGUUUUGUGCAGGGACAGGUCCCCCUUUUUAUCUGUAAGAUUUUAUUUCUUUAUGCAGGGUUUAGGAAUGUAGUAUCUUGUUUCCUCUAAGAGGUUUUGCAGGUACAGGAAUUUAAAAUUGUUAUUACUGACAAUUGGGAUUUAGGCUCCGAAUCUCGCAAAAUUCAAACAGGGUUCUGAUUACUAAGCCUCAUCUUGUUCUAUUUGUGAACCUUUUUUGUAACUGACCAUAUUAGAUAGGGUGUUUAAGCUGUUCGAAAAAUGGUGUCUGCAAGAUUUUCUUAAAGAACUGGACAUGAGACAUUUUUGUAUAAAUUGUUAUUAUUGGUGUUCUAAAUCAAACCAUUGUUAGGAGUUA
This is a messenger RNA of Cryptomeria japonica (Japanese cedar), 2232 nucleotides long. RefSeq names its product splicing factor U2af small subunit B. Gene Ontology annotation, biological process: mRNA splicing, via spliceosome. Gene Ontology annotation, molecular function: pre-mRNA 3'-splice site binding; metal ion binding. Gene Ontology annotation, cellular component: U2AF complex; spliceosomal complex. Bases 289 to 1224 code for a protein of 311 amino acids. NCBI's taxonomy places the organism in Eukaryota, Viridiplantae, Streptophyta, Pinopsida, Cupressales, Cupressaceae. The transcript has 6 exons. The record is from RefSeq and is a predicted model, not a curated record.